Candida tropicalis MYA-3404 is the source of this 1341-nucleotide messenger RNA. Its product is annotated as protoheme IX farnesyltransferase. Gene Ontology annotation, molecular function: protoheme IX farnesyltransferase activity. Gene Ontology annotation, cellular component: mitochondrion; mitochondrial membrane. NCBI's taxonomy places the organism in Eukaryota, Fungi, Ascomycota, Pichiomycetes, Serinales, Debaryomycetaceae. Bases 1 to 1341 code for a protein of 446 amino acids. Gene Ontology annotation, biological process: heme biosynthetic process. The record is from RefSeq and is a predicted model, not a curated record. The transcript has a single exon.
AUGUCACAUAGAAUUGUAACUUUUCCCAAGUUACAUUCUGUAAAUAAUUUCAAUUAUUUUUUCAAGAACACUAAACGAAAUUUAAUAAUCAACCAAAAUUUUAUAAAUAAUCAAUAUUUACAUCGAAAAAUAUUAGUCCCAAAAUUUAGAAAUAUAGCCUCAAGGACAUCCAACUCAUAUGCCACCACAUCUGCUACAGUAACUAGUUCUAAAUUAGGUAAAGUUUUAUCAUGUCAAGAGCCAGAAGCAAAACUGGCACAGUCCAUUGACUCAACGUCAUCCACUACCACACAUAUUCCAUUUGAGAUUACUCCAAAAGAUCUGAAUCGUGGGAAAGUUCAACCAGUCUCGGUGUUUCCUAAGACUAAAUCGGAUUUGAAAAAUACAUUCACGGCAUAUCUCAAAUUAACAAAGCCAAAUUUAACUGUCCUAGUAACAUUGAGUUCGAUUUGCUCAUAUGCGAUAUCUCCAUUGUCGGUGUCAUUACAUGAGUUGUUAUUUUUGACUGUGGGAACAGCAUUAUGCUCUGGAGCUGCAAAUGCUAUCAAUAUGGGAAGAGAACCUGAGUUUGAUAAACAAAUGCCGAGAACCGUGGGACGUCCUGUUGUGCGGGGUUUGAUCACUCCUAAUCAAGCAUAUAACUUUGCAGCAUUAAGUGGAAGUAUUGGAUGUACAAUGUUAUGGUUUGGUGUUAAUCCUACUGUUUCGAUGCUAGGCUUUGCCAAUAUCGUGUUGUAUGCAUGGAUAUACACCUCAAUGAAGAGAAAAUCGAUCCUAAACACAUGGGUAGGAGCUGUUGUUGGUGCUAUUCCACCAUUAAUGGGAUGGGCUGCAUCUUCCUCCUUGUCUCACCCUGGUGCUUGGUGUCUAGCUGGUCUUUUAUAUGCGUGGCAAUUUCCCCACUUUAAUGCUUUAUCUCAUGGAAUUGCCGAACAAUAUAAAUCUGCUGGUUAUGUAAUGACUGCUGCUGAAAAUCCUCGAUUAAAUGCAAGAGUUGCCUUGCGUUAUUCCAUAUUGAUGUUUCCUUUAUGUUUUGGGUUAAGUUACUUUGGUGUCACUGAUUGGGUGUUCCCAAUAGAUUCAGGUAUUGCGAAUGGUUGGUUGGCAUAUUUAGCAUAUGUGUUUUGGAAGCAACAAGAAAGGAAUUACAAAAAUGGAGCUAAACCAACAGCAGAAGGUUUGGCAUUGGCCGGUAUCCAAGCAAAGAAGUUAUUUUGGUGUUCUGUAUGGCAUUUACCUGCAGUUUUGAUAUUGGCAAUGUUGCAUAAAAAGGAUCAAUGGAAUAGGCUAUUUGAGUAUAUCGGGUUAAAGAAACGUAAUAACCAAUUAUCACCAACAUGA